CGCUUCAUUGUUCAAGCCUGGAGAGUUUGGCAAUGAGAGCAGCGAUAGAUGCUUUGGUAACCGUCGGUGCGCUUCCUUAUGCUCACCGCCUGCUCCAAUCUCUCACUUUCAGUUCAAGAGACCAUCUUCGCCUCUCCGCUCCCCGCUCUUGUUUCCGCCGCAUCUCCGCCAUGGCUUCCGCCUUCAAGCCGGAGGAUGCUAGGGCUCCUCCUGCCGUCCAGCUUCCAUCCUUGCCUGUAUCUAAGUUUAAGAUCGCGUUAUGUCAGCUAUCGGUGACUGCUGACAAGGAGAGGAACAUCAGUCAUGCCCGCCGUGCGAUUGAGGAAGCUGCAUCGAAGGGAGCCCAGCUUGUUCUCUUGCCUGAGAUUUGGAAUAGCCCGUAUUCGAAUGACUGUUUUCCUAUUUAUGCGGAGGAUAUCGAGGCUGGUGGUAAUGCAGCACCAUCAGUUGCGAUGCUAUCCGAGAUUGCUCGGAGCUUGAAGAUAACGAUUGUGGGUGGUUCAAUUCCGGAGAGAUCAGGGGAUCAUUUGUAUAAUACUUGCUGCGUGUUUGGCACUGAUGGGAAACUCAAGGGCAAGCACCGGAAGAUACAUCUUUUUGAUAUUGAUAUUCCGGGAAAGAUUACCUUUAAGGAAUCGAAGACUCUUACUGCCGGCCAACAUCCUACCAUUGUAGAUACAGAUGUUGGCCGAAUUGGUAUAGGGAUAUGCUAUGACAUCCGCUUCCAGGAGCUUGCAGCGUUGUAUGCGGCAAGAGGUGCUCAUUUGAUAUGCUAUCCUGGUGCAUUCAACAUGACUACUGGUCCAUUGCAUUGGGAAUUGCUGCAAAGGGCAAGGGCUACUGAUAAUCAGUUAUUCGUUGCAACUUGUUCUCCAGCCCGUGAUGCUAGUGCGGGCUACACAGCUUGGGGUCACUCAACACUUGUUGGACCAUUUGGAGAAGUAAUAGCAACUACUGAACAUGAGGAGGCGAUCAUCGUGGAAGAGAUUGAUUACUCAUUAAUUGAGCUCAGAAGGUCAAAUCUACCUCUUGAGAAGCAACGACGAGGUGAUCUGUAUCAAUUGGUAGAUGUCCAAAGGUUGAAUGAUGACUGACUAUUUAUUCUGCCCCAAUUUGAUGCUGUCAAAACUUUUGCUUCACCUGCAAAAUAAUAUGUUUGUCUCUUGUCAUAUACCAUGCCAUACUGAAGGUAUUGCUACAAGUCCUUGAAUAAAUUAUCUAUUCUCCUUCAUUCAGUAGACACUGUAAAUGAUUCUAUCCGCAUGCAUUGUUUGCGAGGAACUAAUCUUUAUUUUGCCAUAAUUUUUACAAAUCCUUCAGAUCAA
Molecule: messenger RNA, 1325 nt
Organism: Dioscorea cayenensis subsp. rotundata (Guinea yam)
Lineage: Eukaryota; Viridiplantae; Streptophyta; Magnoliopsida; Dioscoreales; Dioscoreaceae
Product: omega-amidase, chloroplastic
Exons: 10
Coding region: 33-1094 (353 amino acids)
Biological process (GO): L-glutamine metabolic process; oxaloacetate metabolic process
Cellular component (GO): mitochondrion
Molecular function (GO): omega-amidase activity
Source: RefSeq, a predicted model, not a curated record